AUGCUAUGUGAGAUGGACGAGAAAGUAAUGCAAAUUUUGGAAUCUAUUCGUCAGCAUUUUUCAUCGUACAAGUUUAUUGAGCAAGUAUUUGAGGUUUGUUUCACCGAUACCAAUUCAGUCGUUUUAGAAAAGGACACGCUUGGAAGACCUGAGAUGUCAAUAUUUUGGAAGAUUUUCAGCGAUGAGGAAACCCUUAUGUCGUACCUCCAUGAAUUUGAUUUGAACGGAGCAUUCGAUGUCGUUCGCGGCGCAAUUCUUUGUAACGACUACGGAAUUUACACUUGUCGCUUGAUUAUUUCCCUUAUCGAUUGUGGGGAAUACAACUUAGCGAAAGAGCAAUUUAAAGUCUACUUGGAUGUACGUGAUCCAUGUCAACGUUUAGUCAACGGGCUUCUUUGUCUCUUCACGGGAGACUUGGAAGAAUUUCGUGAGAUUUUGUCUAACUAUACUCACGUCUCAUCAGCUCAGACAAGUAAUGCCUUUCGAAAAAUUCACCCUGCAUUAGUGCUGCUGCCCAUUUUCAAGAAUCUUUUCGAUGAUACUGAUAGUCAAAUAUUGCAGUCGCUGUACUUCCACGAGCUCUCUCUCUUGUGUGAAAAGUGUUCAUCCUUUAGCGAAAAGUGUAAAGAGAAGGUCACCCAGCUUCUCGGUGAAGCUAUGUUUUUUGAGAAGGAAGCGAUACGUGUGCAUUGCUCAACGGGUCUCCUGGAUAACGUGCCUUUGAAAUACCAUAGAAGAGUGGUAGACCUUUCUAUCAAAAUGAAGCAUUUCGAAGAAGCAUUUGAAUCACUUCCCUCGAUGUUGCCAUAUAUUGAUUCCUUUGAGUUGAAAGGAAUUUUCGCCAUUUUAUUAAAAGCGUUGAUUGAAAAUGGAAAUCAGCGUCUCUUGUUCGGGCGUCUCUCAGAUCUCAUUGCUGGACAACGUCAUUUAAUUGAUGCGGUCUUAAUGGAAAACGCGAACAAUGAUCUUGUGCUAUGGAGGUCUCUUAAGACAUACGAGCUUCUUUUCUCGUGGCGUCUUUUCGGAGAGUAUGGUGCUAUUGGAGAUAGAAGAGGUGCUAGCGAGGCUCUUUAUAUCUUUAUAACAAGAUUCAGGUUAGAGAGCGAGAGAUUGAAAGACACUCCCAAAGCAGAUGAAGAUUAUAGACGCUUCAAACUUAAGAUUCUUGAAUUGUACAUGAUCAUAAUUAAUUGCCUCAAGUCGUUCAAAAAGGACGAUGAUAGGUGGUUGAGGAAAAAGGAAAAUGGAGCAUUUCAGGUCAUUGACAUCCAAUCAUUGAUGCUGGAAUACCUUGAUUGGUUACAGGAGUUGGAGAAGGAUGCAAAGUAG
Candidozyma haemuli is the source of this 1329-nucleotide messenger RNA. RefSeq lists its product as uncharacterized. The transcript has a single exon. The record is from RefSeq and is a predicted model, not a curated record. Lineage: Eukaryota; Fungi; Ascomycota; Pichiomycetes; Serinales; Metschnikowiaceae. The coding region runs from base 1 to 1329 and encodes 442 amino acids.